AUGAACAGACCAGGCAAAACUUCCUUUCAAGUGGAAUUUACACUCUUUUGGGGAAGACAGACAAACCAGUCAUCAAAAAGAAAUCAAGGUAUUUUUGUGGGUUUCAUUUCAGGUGCCCUAAUGCAUGAGUUAUCAAAUGAUGGUGCUCGUAGACAGUUUGAAUUUUAUCUGGAAGAAAUGAUCCUGCCUCUCAUGGUAGCUAGUGCCCAGAGUGGAGAAAGAGAAUGCCACAUAGUAGUCCUUACAGAUGACGAUGUGGUUGAUUGGGAUGAAGAGUACCCACCACAGAUGGGAGAGGAGUACUCACAAAUUAUUUAUAGCACAAAAUUAUAUAGAUUUUUCAAGUACAUUGAAAACAGAGAUGUGGCCAAAUCGGUUUUGAAGGAGAGGGGUCUUAAGAAGAUUAGAUUGGGAAUAGAAGGUUAUCCUACCUACAAAGAAAAAGUAAAGAAAAGGCCUGGGGGCCGCCCGGAAGUGAUUUACAACUAUGUCCAAAGACCCUUUAUUCGAAUGUCGUGGGAGAAGGAAGAAGGAAAGAGUCGGCAUGUAGACUUUCAGUGUGUAAAGAGUAAAUCUAUCACCAAUCUUGCCGCAGCUGCCGCAGACAUUCCCCAGGACCAGCUGGUAGUCAUGCACCCAACCCCGCAAGUGGAUGAGCUGGAUAUUCUCCCUAUCCACCCCCCUUCUGGCAACAACGACCUCGAUCCUGAUGCACAGAAUCCAACGCUGUGAUGCUCGUGUUCCCUGAAACCGUCGCAUGCUCCUCUUCACGGUGACGCUGCGCUCUCCUCAUCCUGCACUGCAAGGCCGCUCUCUUCAUCGUGAGAUGCACAUGACAAUGGUUAGGAUACUGCAGUGUAGGCUUUUUUAAAGACCAAAGGUAGCUGAAUGGUUUUUUAAAUGAGUACAACUCUAGCAUCUUGAGGUUCCAGUUAUACAAAUGUAUUUGUUUACCAGUAGGUUUGUGAAAUUGGUUCUUUGUAUGGGGGACAGUCCUUUUUCACACAUCUAGAUAUUUUCAGAAGUGGUGAAAAUUGGCAGCUGGGGUAUUUUGGAGCUUAGAUUGAUAUUCGUCACACCCCAGACAAAAUGCAGAAUAUUAUAUAGUUGCACUUUAUAAAUGGUGGUUCAAUGGAACUGUUCAAGCCAUUUUUAUAGUUGUGAUGCACAAUGUAACUGAAAUAAGUGCUUCUAUCAAAGUAUUCCUUCAGUAAAAUGUGUAUAGCUUGCUGCCCAUGAUGGGCAAGAGUAUUUAUCAUUGGGCUUAUCUGAGUGAUUUGGAGGAGAUCCAAUGCCCAUAUCUUAUUUCUCUCCAGUGCCGUUUUUGCCCUUUUAGAGUGAGUCACAUGCGGGAAGUGUGAACAUCAGAGGUGGUUUAUUAUCCAGUCUGCCUUACCCUUAAUCUGUUCAGAUAUUUAUUUACUAAUUUUUUUCCUUAAGAGUUAUGGGAUAGGGAAAUGAAGUGUUUGCUCUUCAUUUACUAAAUGAUUGUAAACUCAAGUUUUUCAUCAAAAUAAAAUUCCAUUGUUUUAAUGUUUCUGAUCAACUUUAUAACCAUCUUGACCAGAUCCUUAGUCUCAUAAUUAGCAGAUUUCCUGUCUUGUUGGUAUUAACAUAACUAGAAACUACCUAGUAGCUCAUGGAACUCCUGAUUUGGUUUGUGUGUGAGGAAGCACUUAGAUUGAUUCCCUACAAAUCCACAGUAGUGUUUGACUGAAAAAACAUUUUCUAGUCAAACCUAAGAAGAAAGGUGAAAUAACUUUAUGAGGUUAUAGGAUAACCUUAAGUUACAGUGUUUUUGUCCAUUAUACUGUGUUGCUCUUCUUAGCAAACUAUUUGUGCAAGUGCUUUUUAAAAAGAUACUCCGGAAGGAAGUGGAAGUACUUAAUGUGUGAAGCCACACAACCGUGAGCAGAGAGGAGAGGAGUUGUAGGAAAGCAGCCCAUUGAAUUUGUAAUUUCACAGGAUUCGAAAUUUGUGUUUAAGCAGUAACAUCACUGUACUCACAUAAAAUUGCAAUAAUUUGGAGAUUAUUUUAACAGUACAGCGAGGCUACUAACAGGAAAAUUAUGUAAGUCCUGGAACUGUUACUGAAGGCCAGAAAGGCACUGUAAGUGUUAUUGGCAUGGAUUGUCCUGAAACAGCCACAGUAGAAAACUGAUCCAGCCCUGCAGCACAUAGGAUUUUUUCUAUUAUUUGAAAUGUGAACAGUAUUUAUAGAACAAGGGAAACAUUUAUUAAAAAUAUUUAACUGUCUA
Ailuropoda melanoleuca (giant panda) is the source of this 2258-nucleotide messenger RNA. RefSeq names its product BTB domain containing 10 (gene BTBD10). The coding region runs from base 1 to 732 and encodes 243 amino acids. Gene Ontology annotation, biological process: positive regulation of phosphorylation. The transcript is spliced from 4 exons. The record is from RefSeq and is a predicted model, not a curated record. Gene Ontology annotation, cellular component: cytoplasm. Lineage: Eukaryota; Metazoa; Chordata; Mammalia; Carnivora; Ursidae.